AUGAGAAAAAAGUGGAUACUGAAGGAUUUUCAUUUUAUCUUUUGUGGUGUGCUCUGUCUCCUUUUCGUAGAUGGAGGUAAACUAGAACAAGUAAAACACUCAGAUACAUACUGUGUGUUUCAAGAUAAGAAGUACCGUGUUGGAGAGAGAUGGCAUCCUUACCUAGAACCCUAUGGCCUUGUCUACUGUGUAAACUGUCUGUGCUCAGAGAAUGGAAAUGUACUGUGCAGCAGAAUAAGAUGCCCAAGUCUACACUGUCCUUCCCCUGUGCACGUACCACAGCUGUGCUGCCCACGAUGCCCAGAAGACUCCCUUUUCUCAGUAAGCAGCAAAAUCACCGGGAAAUCCUGUGAAUACAAUGGCACCACCUACCAUCAUGGUGAAAUGUUUGUGGCAGAGGGACUUUUCCAAAACAGGCAAGCAAACCAGUGUGCCCAGUGCAGCUGCUCAGAAGGAAACGUGUACUGUGGGUUGAAGACUUGUCCCAAAUUAACUUGCUCUUUCCCAGUUUCUGUUCCGGAGUCCUGCUGUCCAGUUUGCAGAGGAGAUGGAGAAUUAUCAUGGGAACAUUCCGACGGGGAUAUCUUCCGGCAGCCGGCCAACAGGGAAGCCAGACACUCAUACCACCGUUCCCACUACGACCUGUCACCCAGCUCUGCAAGGCAGGCAGUCAACAUUCCACGCUUUCCCAAUGGCAGGAGUAACCGCGGAGUCCUCCCGGAUCCCCAGCAAGCUUCAGGAACAAUAGUACAAAUCGUCAUCAACAACAAGCACAAGCACGGACGAG
Nestor notabilis (Kea) is the source of this 787-nucleotide messenger RNA. Its product is annotated as chordin-like protein 1. NCBI's taxonomy places the organism in Eukaryota, Metazoa, Chordata, Aves, Psittaciformes, Psittacidae. The record is from RefSeq and is a predicted model, not a curated record. The annotation marks the transcript as partial. The transcript is spliced from 7 exons. Gene Ontology annotation, molecular function: protein binding.